AUGGUUGUGACACUUGUGGGAACCAUCCUUUUCUUAGGAAAAAUGGGUGAAUUUAGGACUGAGUUUGGUCCUACUGAUAUUCGUCUCCAGAUGUGGACCACUCAGAGGCCCAUGUUUCGCAUCCCCAAUAGCCACAGUAAUAGUGACCUGGAAGGUUACAAUAACUUCUUCCAGGAUUGGACGCGGGACAUAUGUAGAUUGCAGAGGGGCUGUCGGGGCGCUCAGCGUGGGGCCGAGAGCGGUGGCAGGGGCAGGCAGGAGCUCCCCAAGCGCCCCGGGGCAGGGCCCCUCCGUGCCGCAGCCAGCGGGGCCCAGGCUGGGCCGUGGGCACCUGCUGCUGGGACACCCGUGCCUGUAAGGCCAGCCCUCAGGGACGCUUGCCCCGGCCCUGCAGAGGUGAGCUGCUCAUUCCCGCUGUCGUUUGCUCUCUCCCCUCCAGCAUGCAUGCUGUGUGGCCGGGCAGAGGCUGACCCGGACAUCUGCGGGUACAAACUGCAGAAGCGAGGGCUCUGCGCCCACCUCUUUUGCCUGUUUUUUGCCAACGGCCUCUUCCAGAAAGAGUCCCACAACGUGGGCCUGAUGGGAUUCCCCCUGAGGGAUAUUCGCCAUACAGUCGAGCAGGCAGCGCAGCAGCGCUGCUUCGUCUGUGGCGAGAGCGGGGCCGCCAUCACCUGCUGCCAGGAGGGCUGUGACCGCAGCUUCCACCUCCCCUGCGCCGUGGAGGGGGAAUGCGUCAUGCAGUUCUGUGGGCUUUACAGGUCCUUCUGCUGGCAGCACCGCCCAGAGCAGGCAGUGGAGGCAGCUCCGGGGGAGAACACUGCCUGCCUCAUCUGCCUGGACCCGGUGGAGGACAGGAAGUCCUACGGCACCAUGGUGUGCCCAGCGUGCAAACACGCCUGGUUCCACAGGGCCUGCAUCCAGGGACAGGCUGCGCGUGCCGGCAUUUGCUUCCAGUGCCCUUUCUGUAGAGAUAGGCGUGCAUUUCUCAAUGAGAUGCUCACCAUGGGCAUCCGAAUCCCAUUCAGAUUGCCAUCAUGGGAGAAUGGGCACGCAGAUGAUGAGCAAAAUGAGAGGCACAGCCGCUGCGAUGCCCGUGAGUGCCUUUGCCCAGGAGGCAGGCAGCACACAAAGCGACAGGGGCCCUGGCAACUGCUCCUGUGCUGCUCCUGCGCUGCCGAGGGCACCCACAGACGAUGCUCCCACUUGGGGACCGGCGCAGCCAGAUGGGAGUGCAACAGCUGUGCUGGCCUGGGCACCGCCUCCAGUGGCAGCUCGGAGGUGGCGGGUCCCAUCACCGAGAGCCACACUGGUCUCCAGGCGGCAUCGGGGCCAUCCCAAAGCUCCCCAGUGCCUGAGAGCAGCAGCUGCUCCAGCCCACCUGGGCCUGACCGUGUGCGAGACCGAGCUCGCUCACGGCGUAGUGCCCAAAAACCCUACAGCCGGCCCACAAGACACCGUGGCAGGAGCAGUGCACCAGCACGCAGGGCUGAGAGGAGCACCCCAGGACAGUUGGCACGGGGACGGUCCCACAGCUCGCUUGUCCCUGAGUCCAGCAGCCCCAGCACCAGCACCACGGCGGCAUCAGGGUCCUCCUCCAGCUUCACAGAACUGGAGAGUAGCAGCCCCAGCAGCACUGGUGGCCAAGGGGCAUCGGGGCCGUCUCAAAGCAGCUCCCCACCACCUGAGAGCAGCAGCUGCUCCAGCCCACCUGGGCCCGACCGCGUGCGAGACCGCUCUCGCUCGCGGCGUCGGGCCCAAAAGCCCUACAGCCGGCGCACAAGAGGCCGUGGCAGGAGCCGCGCACCAGCACCCAGGGCUGAGAGCAGCAGCCCCGCACAGUCGGUGCCGGGAUGCUCCCGUGGCUCCCCGGUACCCGAGACCGGCAGCCCCAGCACCCCCAGCUCUGCACGGCUCCAGAGCAGCCGCCGCCCCAGCCGCCCCGGGCCCGUGCGGGGACGAGACCGCUCCCGCUUACGACGUCGGGCCCAGAACCCUUACAGCCGGCCCGGACGCUGACGCGCGACCAGCCCUGCGCCGGCCCUGCCUGCUGGCCCUGAUCCCCCACCACCGCUCCAAUAAAGUUGACUGUUAAUCUCUGCCCUGGGAGAUUCCACGCUCCUUUGUUGGCUUCCGCCGGGCCCACAGGGUUGUCUUCUCCCCGGGGCUUGGCAGCACCUUCCCCAGACCUCCCUCCUCGCGGGCUGGCCUUGGCCGGCUGCCCAGCGCCAUGGCCGUGGGCUUCGGGCCUCGCUGGCCCCGCAGCCUGCUCCGCUUCCCCGGGGAAAGUUCGAACGCACAAGCGGCAAAGCGCCUCUGCUUUCAAAGUUCCCCUCAGAGUCACCUCUGGAGGUGUGACAUGAAGGUUGCUGCAGAUGGUGCUGCUACAGUAGUAGCCAAAGGGCAUUGCCCUUCCCCAGUUCCAGCUCCUGUCGCCCACCGUGGUUGCUGCUGUACCAGCUUGUCCUGGCUUUGAGGGAGCGGUGGGGUUUUUUGGUAGC
Tyto alba (common barn owl) is the source of this 2498-nucleotide messenger RNA. Its product is annotated as histone-lysine N-methyltransferase 2D-like. The record is from RefSeq and is a predicted model, not a curated record. The transcript has 11 exons. Gene Ontology annotation, cellular component: nucleus. Lineage: Eukaryota; Metazoa; Chordata; Aves; Strigiformes; Tytonidae. Bases 1 to 2016 code for a protein of 671 amino acids.